Molecule: messenger RNA, 5696 nt
Organism: Macadamia integrifolia
Lineage: Eukaryota; Viridiplantae; Streptophyta; Magnoliopsida; Proteales; Proteaceae
Exons: 17
Coding region: 579-4523 (1314 amino acids)
Biological process (GO): cytoplasmic microtubule organization; microtubule nucleation; meiotic cell cycle
Cellular component (GO): centrosome; gamma-tubulin complex; spindle pole
Molecular function (GO): microtubule minus-end binding; gamma-tubulin binding
Source: RefSeq, a predicted model, not a curated record
ACUUUUGAACUCACCACAGAUAAAUGCACGAUUUUAGUCGUUGAACUCAACGGUCGAAAUGACUUAACCACCCCUGUGAUGUCGUUUCACCCCCUGUGUCUGGGAGAAGCUCUGCAUUGCGCGUCCCAGAGGAUCUCGAUGGGAUUGGUAUUCCGCCGAUUCGCCUCGUAAUCGGCUGGGAACGAAGCCCGAUUUCUGCCUGUUCUGAAUUGAAAUAUGCUCAUAAAGAAUUCCCUUUGAAUCGGUGGAUUUUCAGAUCAAAGGGCCGAUUCAAGAGUAAUUAGAACCAAUUCCUGUCUUGUAAGAACUUGAUUCUCAGCUCUGCACCUCACUGGGCCAGAAUCUACUCAAACGAAACUAACAGGUAAAAAAAGAAAAAAAGAAAAAAAAGAAAAAAAGAAAAAAAAAAGAAAAAAGAAAAAGAAAAAGAAAAAAGCGGGAAGUCUUUCAAAGGGGAAGCUCCCACUUUUCAAUCGGCUACGAUUCAAGUUUCAAGAUUCAAGAUUCAAGAUUUAAGAACCAAAAUCUUGAGUUAGUAUCAGACUCACAACUGAGACGACGCUCUCUCGAAUUCACUGAUGGCAGUUGAUUUGAAUUUUGCUUCGUUGUUUCAAAAUCUCAAGUUAGAUGAUCAGUGGCUGCCUUCCAAACCCUGGGAAUCGAUACCUUUCGAAAGUGGAGUCUCUCUAUCCGGAAGCUGUAACUCAACGUCAUCUCUGGAACCUCUUUACGAUCCGUCGACGGUCUCUGAGGCCAGUUUGGUUAGGUUGGUUAUUAAUGCAUUACAAGGCGUCCAGUCAGCCAUUGACGGCAUCGAAAAGCUCUCUGCUGCGUUUUGUGCUGAUCCAGCCGAUAGAACUUCUCAUCGAAUUCCUAGCCUGUGGCACCGGUCCUUGAGCACUAAAGCAUUGGGAAAUAUUCUUAAGUCUAUAGGACAGUCAGGUUUCCUAGUUCUCCUCAUCCGCAGAUUUGUUGAUUAUUUUCUCUGUCGAAACUCAAAUUUAGAUGUGAAAGGCAGAGAGGACGAUGAUAUGGGAAGGAAAAAUGUGGGUUCAGAAUCUUCUGAAAGCCAAAUUCAUUAUCAAGAUGAAGCAGGCGUUGAACUUCGAUACAGUCUUGUUAAUCAGGCAUUCGCUGUUGCAGUUGGAAAAGUCUUAGAAGGAUACAUCUGUGCACUAGAUACAUUAUAUGCUUCAGUAGAUCUCAGGCGUUCAUCCAAGAAUGUGGAUUUGUCUCAACCUGAUUUUUCUGGAGUAGGCUGUCUCACAACAGUGGUGCAUUCUCGAAUUACUCUCCUUGAAGUUUACCUACACACCAAGGAACUAAGGACUCAUAUAGAGGCUCUUGGAAAUAUAUGCCUCCUCAAGAAAGUAGAUUCUGAUCUAUCCUUAUCUUCUCUUGAAGAUUUGAUUGCAGGAGCUACUGCCGAGUUCUGUAACUUCCACAUGGCUGGAAAUUUGCUUACAUACUUGUAUACUCAGCUCAGAGAUGCCGAUCCGGUUCACCUUGCACUCCUUAAGUUUCUUUUUCUCUGCUCAUGUGAACCAUAUUGUGGGUUCAUUAAAUCGUGGAUUUACCAAGCAAGGAUUACUGAUCCUUAUAAGGAGUUUUUUGUAGAGUGUGUGGAAAACUCUCCUCUUUAUUCACAUGGUAACGCAGGCUUCUGUUAUGAUUACUCAUUGGCUUUUGUCAAGGAACAAGCUGGAGUUGCAAUACCUUGUUUUCUGAAAGACUUAUGCAUUCCCAUUCUUCGAGCGGGUCAGCAGCUUCAAGUGCUAAUUAAAAUGCUUGAUCUAUGUAAUUAUAUGGGUAGUGGAGAUCAUAAUUACGAGGAUGUCCUUCCCUGCUGGAAUCGUUCUCCAAGUGAAAAUAUAUCCUAUUUUUCCUCAUUGACUUUCAACAAAAGAAGAAUAGAAGAGAUUAUACUUACUAGGGAAAAUAUGUACAAUAUGAUGCGGGAAAAACAGCAAAAUUUCUUUACAGGAAUAGAUACCAAAUGUCAAAAGGUGAUCCCUAUCUUUGUUGAUAACGUUAUGGGAAAUCUAAAUUUUCAAGUUCCAUGUACAUCAAAUGACAACUUGUUUUCACCUUCCUCGACUACUGAUGAUGGGGACUCAAAUUUAGCUGGUGUUACCAAGGAUUCUGAUGUUUCUAGCACAGCUGAGUCCUCUUGUCUGGUUGAUCCCUUCGAAUCUUCAUCUUUGGAUAGUUUUGAAGAGCAAACUGAGAUGGAGAGGCUUGCUGAGUUGCAUGGUAGUUUUAUUGGGAUGGAACCUGGGUAUUUCUCUGCUUCAGGAUCAUCAACAAUUUUACCAAUAGUAAAUUUAUUGCAAAAACCUACUCAAAGUGAGAAUCUACAUGAUUUGGAAAUUUCUUCUCAUAAAACCUGUGGAAGAAUGGAUUCAGUCAAUCCUUUCCUGAGUCCUUGUGAAAAUGAGAUAAAUUCAGUGCAUCAUCAGUUGGAGGACUCAGCAUUGGCCUGGAUGCCAGAGAUUCAGUUUGCAGAUAAUCAGUCUGCUAUUUGUUGGCCUCUUGGAGGGCUUUCAAAAAACCCUUUUUGUGUUGAUGAAAACUACAGAGGUGAGUCGCAACAUCUCAAUGACUCUAACCUAAAGCUUGCAGACAGAAAUAUGAAAGUCUUGAAGGUAGGAUGUCCAUAUUUUGAUGAGGCGUUUCCCAACAACAAAUUUGUACAGGAGCAAGCCACUGGCAGGAGUCAACUUGAAAAUAUAAGUGAUGCUUCAUCUAAAUCAAUUGUCUUUCCACCAUGGGAACUCAAGUUCAACUUCAAUCAUCUAAAUCUUAACCCUGUGCUUACAAAAAAUGCUUGGUUUCAUACAUCGAACAAGUCUGGGUAUAAAAGCUGCAUGGAUAAGAGAGGAUCUUUCCCAUACUUUGACUUUUCAUCAGUCAAAGAUCCUUGCAAGGCUUAUGGGGAAAGAUAUCUUGCCACUCCUGAACAUGAAUUUCAAUCUGCACUUUCAUAUUCCAGGGAGCCUAAUGUAGCUGCAGGAGGUACGAAUGAACACCUUGAAGAACUUGGCCACAGCAGAGAAGGUGUUCCAGUUGAUCAAUCCAAAAUAAGUCAUACUUAUUCAUCUCCGAGCUCAAAGGAGAAACCACAUGAUGUGGAUCUUGUAGCAGGUGUUUCUGGUGGAGCUGAAUGGGAAAGUUCCCUGAACUAUUCUAGUAAAAGAAUCAUACAUCAUACUGGAGGUCACAGACAGAGUUCAACUGUCACUGGUGAGACACCACUUGAUGUCAUCAUAGACAAAUGCAUGCUACAAGAGAUCAUGCUUCAAUACAAGUAUGUCAGCAGUUUCACUAUCAAGUUGCUUGAGGAGGGAUUUGACUUACAAGAACAUUUGUUGGCAUUGCGGCGGUAUCAUUUUAUGGAAUUGGCAGACUGGGCAGAUCUAUUCAUCGUGUCUCUUUGGCAUCAUAAAUGGUAUGCUGCAAAGGCAAAUGAAGGAAUAUCAGUAAUCCAAGGUCUACUUGAUCUGGCAGUUCAGAGGUCUUCAUGUGAAAGAGACCAUUACAAGGAACGAUUAUUUGUGUACAUGAAAGGAUCAGGCAUGAUGCCCAUUUCAGCUUCCUCUAUCGGAAUACAUUCCUUCGAUUUCAUAGGAUUGGGCUAUAGAGUGGAUUGGCCAGUUAGUAUUGUUCUGACCCCGGAUGCACUCAAAAUAUAUGCUCAGAUUUUCAGUUUCUUGAUUCAAAUCAAGCUAGCUCUUUUUUCCUUAUCUGAUGUAUGGUGUUUAUUGAAGAAUUUGGUGCAUUCAGUGAGUGAGAAUCGUAAAGCUGGUGUAGGUGUACAGAAUUUGAGUUACUUCAAUGUCUUAAUAAAGCUGAGACUCCAGAUGAAUCACUUUGUGUCAACUUUGCAGCAAUAUGUGCAAUCGCAGUUGUCGCAUGUAUCCUGGUGCAGGUUUCUCGACUCCCUUAAACAUCAGGGGAAGGAAUCCUUCAUGCUUCAAUGGAAUUAUGAUAUUUUCCUGUCUUGCUGUUACCUGUUCUUAUUUGUGACAGGUUUGAGAAAUCUAAUACAAGUCCAAGGAUUGAGAGAAUUUGUGUUUGAGAAGGUCUACUACUACAAAAUUCGCAACAUGCAUGCAGAUAAUCAGGUCAAAGAUAUGUUGGACCUAGAGUUAGUGCAUAUGGCGUAUCUUGCUGAUUCUCUCAACAUAUGUUUCUUGUCUGGUGAAAAGCAACCUGUGGCUAGCAUCAUUGAGAGAAUUUUGCAGUGUGCACUUGACUUCCGCUCUUGUCUUACUCGGGAUAUUUCUGGGGUUGCAUCAGAGCAUGAAGAUUCACAACAGCUGCUUGCUCGGAUAAACUAUUCCCAGGUGCUCAUGAUCAAGGAAACCUUUGAGAAAAAUCUUAAAGAAUUAUAUAUCUGCUAUCUGAAGUCCCCAAAACAUGGAGAGUUUGGUCUUUGUCGUUUCUGGAAGUGUCUCAAUUAUAAUGAGUACUUCUCCAAUGCCAUUGGCAGUGGAAUAAGUCCCUUUGCUUUGGGAUCCUGAUCUUUUACAUUUCCUAGGCAGGGAGGGAAAUAUCAUUGGCAAUAGAAAUAACUGCUGUACUUGAGUGACCUUAGCUUUUGCAUUUAGGAGACGGCUUGAGAAAUGCUUCACUAGCCAUAUGUUGGGAAAAGAGAUGAAGAGGUAAAUAUAUGAAACUGCUAAUACCUGCACGAUGGUUACUGUGAUUAGAGCUGCGGGCAGUGAGCUCAUUUGCCAAGAGGUGGGACCAUUUUUGUCAAACAACCCAGAGAAAGGGAGCGUUGAAGAGUCAUAAAACUUCUGUUCAUAGUGUCAACUAUUGUCGUUUUGUUUUCAGAUGCCUGGAGUGUUAAUCUAUGGCAAUUUUUGAUUGCUUUCCGGUUGUUCACAUGGAUAUUUUUAGCACCAUUCUGUUCCCCCAGGUAUACAAGAAGACCACCUUCAAGUCUCCGCUGCAAACUAGUAAGACUGCUUUUUGUCAAGAUUUAUUAUGCUGAUUCAACUGGGAUACUGGAAAGCUGUCUCAGUGCUGUAAAAUUUACACAUGAGCAUGACUUGUGAUGUUCCAUAAGGGUAGUUGCUGGUUCAGUUUCAGGUUCUGGGUUUUUUUUUUUUGGGGGGGGGGGGAAAGAAUGUCCAAACAAGUAGAGCAUGUUGUAUACAUGGACAGUAAAUUGUACAGUAAGAAUGAAGAAGUUGAUAGAUCUCGAUGAGUGAGUAUUCUGAUUCUAGAAUUGAUUGUUUUUACCACUUGGUUUUCAGGGGUUCAUUUUCUGUUUGAACAGUGAAAAAUGGAAGUGGCUGACAAUUUGAUCUGCAGCCACUCUUUAUCUGACUACUUUUUGUUUGUAGGGAUCGACAAACAAAAAUUCCCAGGACAACCUGAUUGGUAAAAUAAUUGUGUAUGGGAUUUGGAUGCUUGUUGCCUCAUGCAAGGUCGUCCAAGAACGGGUAAGAAAACUGGUUUGAACUUCAUACAGAAUGCCCUAUGAUGUGAUUUCACGCCCAUAAUAAUGACAUGAACUCAUCUAGUGGCUGAGGCUACAAGGAAGUCUCUUGUCGUUUGAUUUCAUCCAUGCCUAUUUUAGCACUCCUUGCCAUUAGACUUGCCAAAUUGUUCUUAUCUGUCUUGGUCCCCUUGAUGCAUGUGUAUAAUGUCUGUAACAUGGUAAAUAUUGAAAAUUUAUUAAUGGG